AAGUUGUUUAGUCCACCAAACUUUGUUUUGCACGUGUAGACCGAAGCUGGGAGCGGAAGAGUGAAAGGAGGGCACAUUUUGUAGGUGUAGCAGCCCAUCCCAACUCAAGAGCUCAACAGAGUUACUCUUGAUUAUGGCACCAUCCGGAAGAAAACCUGCAGGGAAAAGUGCUAAACCAGCACAGGAGGAUCCAGUUAUUCAUGCCUACAACUUUGAAGAAGAUCCAAAAAAACAUCUGAGUGGAUCUGAAGAGGAUAUUAGAGAAGAUGAAACUCCACUGAUUGAUAAACAUGGGAAAAAAAGGCCUUCACUGACUCCUCAUACUGUAGUUGAAGAUGUUGGGGGAGAAGUACAGAAUAUGCUAGAAAGAUUUGGAGCUGACAUUAACAAAGCUCUUCUGGCUAAAAGGAAAAAAUUAGAAAUGUACACUAAGGCUUCUCUCAAAACAAGCAACCAGAAAAUAGAACAUGUUUGGAAAACACAACAAGAGCAAAGGCAGAAGGUCAACCAUGAGUACUCCCAGCAAUUCCUGCAUGUAUUUCAACAAUGGGAUGCUGAUAUACAGAAAGCAGAGGAACAGGAAGAAAAAUUAGCGAACAUGUUUCGGCAACAACAAAAGGUUUUCCAACAAGCAAGAAUAGUUCAGAGUCAAAGACUGAAAACAAUUAAGCAGCUGUAUGAACAGUUUUUAAAGAGUAUGGAAGACAUGGAGAAGACUCAUGAAACUCUUUUAGUAGGCGCACAAAAUGAGCUUCGCAAAGAAAUGGCUAUGUUGCAAAAGAAAAUCAUGAUGGACACUCAACAGCAAGAGAUGGCAACCGUUCGCAAAUCUCUUCAGUCCAUGUUAUUCUGAUGGCUCAGUGGAGAAACAACUUGUACCUAAGUAACAUGAUACAAUUAUAUACAUUAGCCAUAUGGGGAAAAGAGCCAAUAUUUUAAACUCCAUAUUAAAAAUUACAUAUGUUUGAAUACCUUAUAUUCAACACUGAUUACAGAUAAAUCAACUCAUUGCUGUUUAACAACAGAAAUGGAUUCAAUGGAUUUUUCCUCUCCUUCUCUCUCUCUCAAGUACCCCAAUGGCUCUUUAAUGUUAAUCCAUCUGCACCAAUCUUCUUUCACCUCUUAAACCAAGAAUCUAGAUAACAGGGCUAAGAUACUUUUUGAAAGUUCAGGACACCUACAGUGCAUAACAACUUCUUUAUACAAUGUACACGUUGCUAGUUUAGGAUUUCCUUUAUUGUAAGGCACUCUUAAUAAUUUGCCAGUUUCAUGGUCUUUUUCAUGGUCUUACUGUAAGUAAAAUGUUCUCUUUUUUUAGGGAAGGUUGGGGGCUGGUAGCCUAGUCGAUAUUAAACAAGCAAUAAUAUUUUGCAUUCUGCAGUUCAUGUAACCUGAUUAAAAGCUAAAUUAAAAAGCCAUCUACAAUGAUUAUUGAAGAAGAGCUUGUAUAUUAAGCAAGCAGGUACCUAUCUCCAAAAUCUGCAACUGAAAUGUUUCUUCCCCCCGCCACUCCCAAAUAGCAAAACCUUCCUUCAAUGAGCUUUGUCUGAGUUUAAAAAAAUAAAUAUGAACAUAAUGCUUUAUAUUUUCAUACUGUAAAAACACACUGGUGACUCAAACAUUACAA
Molecule: messenger RNA, 1627 nt
Organism: Rhineura floridana
Lineage: Eukaryota; Metazoa; Chordata; Lepidosauria; Squamata; Rhineuridae
Gene: SYCP3
Product: synaptonemal complex protein 3
Exons: 10
Coding region: 134-853 (239 amino acids)
Biological process (GO): spermatid development; meiotic cell cycle
Cellular component (GO): synaptonemal complex
Source: RefSeq, a predicted model, not a curated record